GGUGGAGGUAUGUGAUAUACACAGUCCUCCUGACCAGUGCUGCCACCCUGUGUAAAGAACAGGGUAUCACAGUCAUAGGGGUGUGCUGUGUGUACGACGUCUUCAUCGCACAGAGGAAAACAAUACAAGACCUUCUGUUCACUGCAUACACACUUGUGUCGGGAAAGUCAGGUCUUCCUCCGUGGUUGAAGAGUUCCAUAGCUCGUAACCUACUACUCGUUGUGAGCACAGCCUGUUUGAUGCUCGCCAGGGUGAAGGUCAUGGGGGCACAGCUGCCUGUCUUCACAAGAUUUGACAACCCAGCCUCCGUGUCCCCCUCCCCCACCCGACAGCUCACCUUCAACUACCUCCUGUCAAUCAACGCCUGGCUCCUCCUCUUUCCAUCAGAGCUGUGCUGUGAUUGGACGAUGGGAACUGUGCCUUUGGUAGAGACUUUUAGCGAUCCCAGAAACCUUUGCACACUAGCCUUCUGGGUAACCAUGGCCAAGUUGGCUCACUACGCUUUAACUUGUGACGGGAAACGAGCUAAAGCUACAAUUAUGGCCUUAUCUCUGAUGGUGCUUCCGUUUCUCCCAGCAUCCAAUCUGUUCUUCCCAGUAGGCUUUGUGGUGGCCGAGCGGAUCCUGUACAUCCCCAGUAUGGGCUUCUGUUUACUCGUUGCCAUGGGAACCAGCCUGCUAGCCAAGCAAAGAAACCUUAAGUACGUCACAUAUGCUGCUGUCUUCUCUCUACUUGUCUUCCACAGUGCCAAGACAAUCAGAAGAAAUUUUGACUGGGAGUCGGAGUAUAGUUUGUUCCAGUCUGCGCUGAAGGUGAACACGAGAAACGCAAAGCUGUGGAACAACGUUGGCCAUGCCCUAGAGAACCAGGACAGACAUGCAGAGGCCCUGGAAUACUUCCUCCGAGCUGCUGGAGUGCAGCCUGAUGACAUAGGAGCUCACAUGAAUGUUGGGAGAGCCUACAAAAAUCUGGAGCGGUUUCAGGACUCCGAGGAGGCAUACAGGAAAGCCAUGGCGCUGAUGCCCUCUGUCAUCCCUGGUAAGAAGUACGCCACGCGAGUCGCGCCCAGUCACCUGAGUGUGUACGUGAACCUGGCCAACCUGAUCCGAGAGGACGACACCAGACUUAUGGAGGCAGACUCGUUGUAUCGCCAGGCCAUCAGUAUGCGUCCAGACUUCACGCAGGCGUACAUUAAUCGCGGGGAGGUUCUCAUGCGGCUGAACCGCUCCAAGGAGGCGCAGCAGUCGUACGAGACGGCGCUACAACUGGACAGCGACAAUCCCGACAUCCAUUAUAACUUGGGAAUCGUGCUGCUGGAACAAGGAGAGAGAAGCCAGGCACUGAAGUGUCUGUCUAAAGCACUGCAGUUGGACCCUCAUCAUAAGCAAUCCCUGUUCAACUCGGCGGUGAUGAUGCAGGAGUCGGGCGACCCGGCGCUGCGCCCGGAGGCGUACCGACGUCUGCACGAGGUUCUGGAACAGGAGCCGCAAAACGAGAAGGUGUACUUCAACCUGGGCAUGCUGUCCAUGGACGACAAGAACUUCACCGCAGCUGACCAAUGGUUUAGGAAGAGUAUACAGGUCAGGGAUGUGAUGGGGGUUUCUAGAAUAUACAUAUUGGUAGAGAAGAAGGUCUACUUCAACCUGGGCAUGCUGUCCAUGGACGACAAGAACUUCACCUCAGCUGACCAAUGGUUUAGGAAGAGUAUACAGUUGAAGCCAGAUUUCCGCAGUGCCUUGUUUAACCUGGCCCUGAUGCUGUCCCAGAUCAGGAGAGACCUGGAGGCCUUACCUUACCUGGACCAGCUCCUCCUACACUUCCCUCAUCACAGCAAGGGCCUCAUCCUCAAGGGGGACAUUCUCAUGAACAAAGUUAAGGAUGUGGAGGGAGCCAAAAAGUGCUUUGAGAAAAUCCUGGAGACAGAACCAAAGAACAUCCAGGCCAACCACAACCUGUGUGUGGUGUACUUCGAGCAGGGAGACCUGUACCGUGCCGAGAAGUGCCUUGCCAAGGCGCACGAGUUAGCGCCUCAGGAGGACUACAUUGUAAACCACUGGAACAUCAUCAGGAGCAAGAUACAGCAGGCUGAGAUCGCCAGGAGGAAGGAACAGCAGCUGCAGAGGGAGAAGGAACAGCAGCAGUUGGAACAGCAACAGCAGCUGCAAAGGGAGAAGGAACAGCAGCAGUUGGAACAGCAACAGCAGCUGCAAAGGGAAAAGGAACAACAAAAGAAGUUGGAAAGGGAGAGGGAACAGCAACAGCAGCUGCAAAGGGAGACAGAACAGCAACAACAGCUGCAAAAAGAACAGCAAUUGGAACAGCAAGGACAGUUGCAAAGAGAAAAGGAGCAACAACAGGCAGAAAGAGAAAGAGGAUAAACCUCCUCAGAUGAACUGGUAAGGUUUUACUAGCUAGAUCUGAAUAAAAAUGCACAACAUAGAUGAGAGAGACUUAAAGUAUCUAUAUUUUUGCAAGACUAGCUAUUAGUAGAAAUGUCACAUUGACAAAAGUAUCCUACUUGUAUGUUUUAACUUCUUUAUUUUGGUUCAGUUUAGGCUAGCAUUUGAAGUUUUGUGCCAGAGGCAACUGAUAUAUACUGAUGAAGCAAAGGCAUUGCAAGGAAUCUUUGCCAAAAGAAGAAUUGUUGUCGUAGACAGUUAGAUAAGACUCGACUACAGAAGUCUUUCAGGUUUUCACAUUAUGUGUGACAAAUCUUCUCAAACAUAUCUACUGUCAUUUUAGUCUUCCUUCAUGUCUUGAGAAACCUUGUUGCCAAGUCUACUCAAGAUUGAAAGUUAAUGAGCACUUUGGAGUGAAAGAGUAUUUCAUAAAAUUUUACAAUGUUUGAAGUAUAGCUUUUAGAGCUGUUGUAAGAGAAAAAUUCCUUAAGUUUUUAAGAAAGGGACAGAACUGCAGUUUGACAAGAAUCCAUUAGAUGUAUGUAUUGUUCAUUUCAUAUACUUUUACCUUCGGGUUCUUUUCCAUAGCGGCCCUUAGAUAUUUUGCAGAUAUUUGCAGUGGUGGCCCCUUUUGGUCAUAUUUUUUAAUAGAUACCUUUGCACAGAUGUGAUGUUACUGUUGUGUAACAGUAGUCUUUCAUCAUGUGGAAUAAUCAUUUUCUAUAAGGUUUGGCCACGCCAAUUUUAUUUGUUGUUUCUCGGAUUUUUUCAGAAAAAAUUGGGUCAGUCA
Molecule: messenger RNA, 3189 nt
Organism: Branchiostoma floridae (Florida lancelet)
Lineage: Eukaryota; Metazoa; Chordata; Leptocardii; Amphioxiformes; Branchiostomatidae
Product: protein O-mannosyl-transferase TMTC3-like
Biological process (GO): protein O-linked glycosylation via mannose
Cellular component (GO): endoplasmic reticulum
Molecular function (GO): mannosyltransferase activity; protein binding
Source: RefSeq, a predicted model, not a curated record